AUGACAUCCAAGACCCAGACAAACCCCACAGAGCAGCCGCCGCCCGCACAGUCCGACAACAGGAGCGGAAACGCAGCUCAUGAACAUGCAUCACUCAAAUACUCUCUACUGGGGCCUUCACUAACAAAGGCCGGUCAAGACUCGAUCUCCGAGAUUAUUUACAAUGCUUCCAAGGGCUCCAAGUUCUUCAAUCACGAGGAAGCGAGGGACAAGUCUCUCACGGCCAAGAUCGAAGCUCUCAUGGCUAAAAAGCGCCGCCUCGAGACGCUGGAUCUCUCUCGCGAGCUCCGGGCAGCCGACAACCUGCUUGCCCAGCUUGAGCUCACCCGCGACCUGACGCAGCACAUUGUGCACGUCGACUGCGACGCCUUUUACGCCGCCGUGGAACAGCUGGACCGGCCUGAGCUGAAAGACCUCCCGUUUGCCGUGGGCGGCGGUGUCCUGACCACAUGUAACUACGUCGCCCGUCGUUUCGGAUGCCGCAGCGGCAUGGCCGCCUUCGUGGCCAAGAAACUUUGCCCGGACUUGAUUCUCCUCCCGCUCAACUUUGACAAGUACAACGCUAAAGCAGCCGAGGUACGGGAGGUGCUGGCCGACUAUGACCCGCGGUUCGAGAGCGCCAGCAUCGACGAGGCAUAUCUCAAUAUCACCGAGUACUGUGCCGAGCAUGAUGACAUGGACCCCGCCGAAGUCGUGGAGCAGAUGAGGAGGGAGAUACACGAGAAGACCCAAAUCACCGUCUCGGCAGGCAUCGCGGCCAACGCGCGGCUCGCCAAGAUCUGCUCCAACAUGAACAAGCCUAACGGGCAAUUCGUCUUGCCUCGCGAGCGCACCACAAUCAUGGCCUUCAUGCGCGACCUCCCUUGCCGCAAUGUGAACGGCGUUGGGCGUGUGCUGGAGCGCGAGCUGGCAGCGGUGGGCGUCAAGACCUGCGGCGACAUCUACCCGCAGCGGCAGUAUCUGGAACAGCUAUUCGGCCAGAAGACGCACGAGUUCCUCCUUCGCUGCUACCUGGGCCUGGGAAGGACCGAUGUGCAGCCAGCCGAGGAGUACGAACGCAAGAGCGUCGGCACCGAGAGCACGUUCCGCGACAUGGACGACCCGGGUCAGCUGCGCGAGAAGCUCAGGCGCACCGCGGAGGAACUCGAGGCGGAUAUGAGGAGGGCCGAGUGCAAGGGGCGCACGCUCUGUCUGAAGGUUAAGCUGCACACCUUUGAGGUGCUGACCCGUCAGGUCGUGCCGCCCAGGGCCUUGUACAGGGCGGAUGACCUGUACAACUACUCGCUGCCCAUGCUAGCGAAGCUGGAGCAAGAGAUUCCCGGCAUGAAACUGCGGUUGAUGGGGCUGCGGUGUACACAUCUUGUGAGCACUAAAAAGCCGGAUGCGAGGGCCUUCUUCGGGCUGAGGCCACGGAGGUCUGAAUCCGUCGAGUCGGCAGAGAACAGUACCGGCAGCAGGGGAAUAGGAGUCGGUGGUGAAGGCGAAUCCGAACAGCAACCUCGAACGAAUACGGGUGUCGAGCACAAUCCGAGGAAGGCUGAUGAGGAUUCAGGACUGGUCAGCUCCAGCCGGAGACAUGGAAAGGAGAUAGUGUCUAACCCCACAAGAGAGCAGCCUGCGGCAGCCGAGGAAGAACUGUGGGACUGCCCCGUGUGUGGCCUGCCGCAGCCCGCAGAUGAGAGGCUGUUCAAUGAGCACAUCGAUCUGUGCCUGUCACGCCGAGCCAUCCGAGACACGGUCCAGCAGGACGCUGCAGCGCAGCAAACGCAGCACGUUGAGAAACCCACGCCCGAUGCGAGGAAGCCGAAGGAAAGAGAAAGGAAAAGAGGACGACCGCCAUCGGCAGCAGACCCAAGGCAGAAGAAGCUUUGUUUUGGAUAG
Messenger RNA from Parathielavia appendiculata, 1881 nucleotides. Its product is annotated as DNA/RNA polymerase. The record is from RefSeq and is a predicted model, not a curated record. Lineage: Eukaryota; Fungi; Ascomycota; Sordariomycetes; Sordariales; Chaetomiaceae. Gene Ontology annotation, molecular function: damaged DNA binding; DNA-directed DNA polymerase activity. Gene Ontology annotation, cellular component: nucleus. Gene Ontology annotation, biological process: error-prone translesion synthesis. Bases 1 to 1881 code for a protein of 626 amino acids. The transcript is spliced from 2 exons.